This is a messenger RNA of Macadamia integrifolia, 717 nucleotides long. RefSeq names its product ubiquitin-40S ribosomal protein S27a-like. Gene Ontology annotation, molecular function: structural constituent of ribosome; protein tag activity; ubiquitin protein ligase binding. Gene Ontology annotation, cellular component: ribosome; nucleus; cytoplasm. The transcript has a single exon. The record is from RefSeq and is a predicted model, not a curated record. NCBI's taxonomy places the organism in Eukaryota, Viridiplantae, Streptophyta, Magnoliopsida, Proteales, Proteaceae. Bases 96 to 566 code for a protein of 156 amino acids. Gene Ontology annotation, biological process: modification-dependent protein catabolic process; protein ubiquitination; translation.
CGCGGGGUUCUUUCUUAAAGAGAAGAGAAAAGGUGGGGGUGAGGCAGGGGACGAGGGUGAGAGUCUGAAACCCUAGAUUGGCAUUGGCAGCGAAAAUGCAGAUAUUCGUGAAAACCCUAACAGGGAAGACUAUCACCCUUGAGGUGGAGUCUUCGGACACGAUCGAUAAUGUGAAGGCCAAGAUCCAAGACAAGGAAGGCAUCCCUCCCGAUCAGCAGCGCCUCAUCUUUGCUGGAAAGCAGCUCGAGGAUGGAAGAACCCUAGCAGAUUACAACAUCCAGAAGGAGUCUACCCUUCACUUGGUUCUUCGUCUCAGGGGAGGAGCUAAGAAGCGAAAGAAGAAGACCUACACCAAACCCAAGAAGAUCAAGCACAAGAAGAAGAAGGUUAAGCUUGCUGUGCUUCAAUUCUACAAGGUUGAUGAUUCCGGAAAGGUUCAGAGACUCAGGAAGGAGUGCCCUAAUGGUGAGUGUGGCGCUGGGACUUUCAUGGCUAACCAUUUCGAUCGUCACUACUGCGGCAAAUGUGGACUUACGUACGUCUACCAGAAGGCUGGAGGUGAGUGAGAGAGAGAGGUGACGUCCCUGCUGGGUCUAUAGACUGCGAAUAUCGUUAGUGUCUUAUGUAUUUUUUGUUCUGAGAUGUUUGAUUAUCGUUGUGGGAAUACUUCUUUUUAAUACUCAAUUGCAUUUUCUGAGCUCGACAUUUUUAUUUCUA